AUGUCCAGCAGUGCGGAGCAGGCCGCUGGCCGAAGGCUGAUGACUUUUCUGCGUGAGUGGGACCGGGGCAGUGAGCGUGUCCGCCGGCGCAUGCUGCUGUCCUUCCUGUCCCAAAACUCUGGAAAGACGAGUCCGGAGCUGGAGCUGGAGUUCGCUCAGGCAGCCAGCCUGUUUCUGUCUCGCAUCACUGCCUGGAUCAGACUCACCUACAUGUUUGGCACAUGUCUGGAUCUCCAGCUGAAAGCACUGGGAGUUUUCCUCUCAGCUACCAGCAACAUCCGGUAUGUGAAGGAGUUUCUGGAGGUGGGAGGCGUGCUGACCCUGCUGGAGAUUCUGGGUCAGAAGCAGACCAAAGAGCCGGACAAGGCUCAAGCUCUCCACCUGCUGAACAUCAUCUCCAACGCUGGACGCAAGAACAAGGAGCUCAUCUGUGAAAGCUAUGGUGUGCGGGCUGUAGCUGAGUGUUUGGCUCAGUCGGGUUCAGAGGAGACGCAGAGGGCAGCGUCCACUCUGCUGGAGUCCUUGGCUCAGGGGAACCCCUCAUACCAGCAGCAGGUGUAUAAGGGCUUGAUCGCACUGCUGGCCUGCAGCUGCCCCAAAGCCCAGCAGCUCGUGCUUCAGACCUUACGCACAGUGCAGUCCAUUGUGAAGACCACUCAUCCUGCUGUUGUGGAGCCCUUGCUGAAUUUGCUGCGGUCUUUCCAUCUGGAGGUGCAGUAUGAGGUCAUAGAGCUGAUUGUAGAGCUGCAGCAGACUGAGGUCAGAACUGCUCUCCUCCGUGCUCUGGUCACUCUGCUGAAACCAGCCCGAGAAGGAGUCCGCAAGCACAAGAUACUGCAGGAUCGAGAGAUGAUGAAGAUGACGGACUCCUUACCGCUGUUUGUCCAGCAGGCUGCAGCGGCUAAAGCCCUACGGAUGCUGGCUGAGGGCAGCCAGGAGACGUCUGAAGACCUGAUCCAUCUCGGGGUGGUGCACCAUUUACUGUACGCGAUGGGCAAUCAGGAGCACACAGACGCUCAGAGACAGGCCAGUCUAGCUCUGGAGCAUUUUGUGCGCUCAUAUCCAGUGGUGGAGGAACAUGUGCGCACGGCUAUGGGACCCGGUCUGUUCAGCUCAUUCAUGCACAACGCUGAGCUGCUGUACAUGAGCAUGGAUGGAAUUCAGGCUGAUAUUUUACUGUCAAACAGAGUAAAUAUUUCAAGAGAACUUGAAGAGCAGAAUGUAGAAUCCUGACCGUAACUGGACAGAAGUGGACCGACUAGCUUCAGUUUUUUUUUUUAUAUCUAUGCUAACUAUGC
This is a messenger RNA of Colossoma macropomum (tambaqui), 1298 nucleotides long. It is a transcript of the gene armh1, whose product is annotated as armadillo like helical domain containing 1. Lineage: Eukaryota; Metazoa; Chordata; Actinopteri; Characiformes; Serrasalmidae. The record is from RefSeq and is a predicted model, not a curated record. The coding region runs from base 1 to 1233 and encodes 410 amino acids. The transcript is spliced from 11 exons.